Fonsecaea erecta is the source of this 1254-nucleotide messenger RNA. RefSeq lists its product as hypothetical. The record is from RefSeq and is a predicted model, not a curated record. Lineage: Eukaryota; Fungi; Ascomycota; Eurotiomycetes; Chaetothyriales; Herpotrichiellaceae. The transcript has 3 exons. Bases 1 to 1254 code for a protein of 417 amino acids.
AUGGAAGAGACAGACAUUCUACCUCCUCAACCGACACUUGACUCAGCUUCGACGGCCAUGCGGACGAGCGCCAUGAGCAGUAUGUCGCGUCUAUGGAGGUCAAAUCAGAGCCCAAGCAGUGCCGCUGCUUCACCAAAUCCCGCGGCAAAGACUUUCGUGGUGCCACUGUUCCUGGCCACGUCCCGCCGCUCAGCCCGAAACGAUAUGUUUGCUCGUGGUGCAUUGCCUGCCAGCACAAGGUCGAGGACUUCAACACGCUCCGUCAUAGAGAACGCGCCUUGGAGGGCCGGUGAAGUUCCACCUCUAUCAGUCCGACGAGGCGACGAGGACGAGCAGUCAGAUAUGUAUGCAGGUAGCUUGCGCCCGCCGCCCUCUGUCGCUGAGUCGAUUGAACCAAUACCACUUGCCCGGAACAUGGACGAUGAACCUACCCCAUCCGAACGUCAAGCCAUGCGGUCGUACCGAAACGGCAGCAGCACGAGCAGCAGGAGCCGUUCCUCAAAGCGAAGCAACAAGAAAUACGGUAUUUUCUCGAGGAAAUCAUAUCGCGACCCAGAUGUCAACGCAAAGGCAAGAAUCAGCUUUGCAUUUGGCGUCACUUUAUUGGUUGCGGUAGUCAUCUAUGUGGUCCUCACAACCACGGGCGUGGGUAGAAAUACCAUGUUCCACGUCCUCUCGCUACUUUUGAUCCUGACCCUGACUGGGAUCUUCAUCCAUCAACUCAUUCGAAUGUUCAUGCUCAUGCGACGACCGAGGAGGCCGAGACAUCGGACAACGGGCGGAACCCGACGCCGGCACGUGGCAGGACAAGCUCGAAGCCGUCGCGACGGGAGAAGAAGACAAGAUGAGCCAAUAGGUGACUUGGUCCUUGAAAAGCCCAUCCAGAUACACAUGGCCACGGAUACUAGCUUUGGUCCAGACGUGGAAAAUCAAGCAGCAAUCCAACCUCCGCCACCUGUGUAUGGUAAUACGCGCACAAGCAUGAGGCUGAACCCGGAUUUAGUCCACUGGAAGGAAGUACAAGUACCUCCUACCCCUCUGACGCCUACGUACGAGGAAGCCUUGAACUCAGUACAUCAGACCGUCGGGUAUCGUCCACCGAGUUACUUGUCAGAGAGCGGUACGAUAGCGACCAUGGAGAAUCGAGCUAGUGUCGUUGAUGCUGCGCUUGAAAACAUUCACCCCCUAGAGCGCGAACGGAUGAGGACGUUGACAGCUGCUGCGCUUGAAGGCCACGGCAGGAAUUAUGUGUAG